AUGCAGGAACAUCUACCUGGUUCGAAACUUAUGGCCCCAAAAGGUCUCUCCAAUCUACUCUCAUGGAUGGGGACCGGUCAAGGACACGGCACCAAAAAGUUUUUGGACAUCGUGUCAGCUUCUGGUGGCUUUUUUCAGAAUGACCUUGACACAAUGCUGGCCUUAUUUUGGCCAGUGCACAAGGAUAACAUAGUGGACAUAUCACUCCAUGGUCCUGCCUCUGGCGGUGAUAAGAGAGGAAAAGUCCCCGUUUAUGACGAUACAAUCUGGGGCCAGCCGAGCAAUUAUCUUAACAUCACGCCAACGAAUGCACAUGGUAUAACUUACACACUUGAGGAUAAGUUUGGGCCGUAUUUUGCAGAGGAAGUGCAGACCACUUGGGUUGCAUGGCUGGGUGAUCUUGUCAACAAGGAUCUGGCCACGCAUCAAGGUGAUCGUAAGUCUUGGACAAGCACCAUGGAUAUGAUGACUGCUCUCAACUUGCUGGGAUUCAAAGCUGGGCUUACAGUCUUCCAACUGGUAAAUAGUCUAGUAUUUCUGGGGUUGGCAAAGAUGCCGGCAUCUGUAGAGGUCGCAGACUGGAUAUAUGAUCACGGAACACUGGGGGCGUACAGAGGUCUUCAGCACUUGGGUUUCAUCUGCCCUGACCUUGGAUCCGUUCAGUCUGCAUACAUGAUCAUUUACAACCAUCUUCACCAAUUCCUUACAGAGGACGACAAGAAAAUUCUCGGAUUCAGUCCCAUUUUUGUCGAGCAUCUUCUCUGCAAAGUGGUACGGUGGGAGUCACGCCUUGUAGAGGGAAAAGUAUCUAGCCUGGAUAAAAUGGCCGCAUCAAUUGACCUACCAGAAGAACAUUGGAUCUCAGGAAAGAAUAAGAUGGAUCAACUGGCUUUUCCUUUUCCCUUUUCAUCAGAUCCAGAGGAGUUGAAGAAGACCAUUGCAACAAUUAUGAAAAUUCAGUAG
Molecule: messenger RNA, 963 nt
Organism: Laccaria bicolor S238N-H82
Lineage: Eukaryota; Fungi; Basidiomycota; Agaricomycetes; Agaricales; Hydnangiaceae
Exons: 2
Coding region: 1-963 (320 amino acids)
Source: RefSeq, a predicted model, not a curated record